Nelumbo nucifera (sacred lotus) is the source of this 7303-nucleotide messenger RNA. Its product is annotated as protein CELLULOSE SYNTHASE INTERACTIVE 1-like. The record is from RefSeq and is a predicted model, not a curated record. Lineage: Eukaryota; Viridiplantae; Streptophyta; Magnoliopsida; Proteales; Nelumbonaceae. Gene Ontology annotation, biological process: anisotropic cell growth; regulation of cellulose biosynthetic process. Gene Ontology annotation, cellular component: cellulose synthase complex. Gene Ontology annotation, molecular function: microtubule binding.
UGAGCUGAGGCUGAGCCGUAGAUUUGUCGGCGGGAGAAAAAGCCCAUUCUCGUAAUCUGGAACACUGCACUCUACGCAGGAAAAGCCUCCGCAGAUCUUAAAUAAAAUCCAUUUAAAAGAAAAAAGAAAAAUCUGGCAAAUUGCAUCUUCCCCCGUCUAUGCUGGGGUGAGAAGCCGCUGCUAAUGCUCUGUCCGAAGUCCGAACAAGCACUCGGAUACCCCAUCUUCAUCUAAUUCUCUGCAAAUAAAUUCAUGCAUUUGAGAAGACGUUGCUUCCAUCCGCUGUUUUAGUUCCAAAGGACGAGUCUCAGAAGUUUUUCAGGAGGCUUUUCUUUUUUUGAUGGUCGCUCCUCAGUAGAUCUGGAGGAGAGCAGUGUUCCGGAUUGAUUUAUUUGGAGGUUCAGAACCGCUGUAAAGCUGGCGACGACACUGACGUGGAGGUUUGCUACCAGCAAUGGUAGCAGCCAUGGAACUAAUGACGCGGAAAGAAAUGGGGACACAAAACAUCAAGACUCAGAACCUCCGACUCCACGUUCAAGCAUGAAGAUUGGUACAAGGGACCGUGGAACAAUGGAGGACCCAGAUGGGACCUUGGCAAGUGUUGCCCAAUGCAUUGAGCAAUUGCGGAGGAGCUCUUCAACUGUACAGGAGAAAGAGAGCUCAUUGAAACAGUUGCUGGACCUUAUUGAUACACGUGACAAUGCUUUCAGUGCUGUUGGAUCUCAUUCUCAAGCAGUUCCCAUACUUGUUUCUCUUCUCAGAUCAGGAUCACUUGGAGUGAAAAUACAGGCUGCUACUGUAUUAGGUUCUCUAUGUAAGGAGGAUGAGCUAAGGGUAAAAGUCUUGCUUGGGGGUUGCAUUCCUCCAUUGCUUGGUCUGCUCAGGUCCAGCUCUGCAGAAGGACAAAUUGCAGCUGCAAAGGCAAUACAUGCUGUUUCUCAAGGUGGGGCUAAGGAUCAUGUUGGAUCAAAGAUUUUCUCAACGGAAGGAGUUGUUCCUGUGCUUUGGGAGCAACUAGAAAAUGGGCUAAAGGCUGGAAACUUGGUUGACAACCUGUUAACUGGAGCUUUGAGAAACCUAUCUAGCAGCACUGAGGGGUUCUGGUCUGCAACAAUAGAAGCAAGAGGUGUGGAUAUACUUUCAAAGUUACUCACAACUGGACAAUCAAGUACACAAGCAAAUGUUUGCUUUCUUAUUGCAUGUAUGAUGAUGGAGGACGCAUCUGUCUGCCCUAGAAUCUUAGAUGCAGGUGCUACUAAACAACUCCUCAAGCUAUUAGGGCCAGGUAAUGAAGCCUCUGUUAGGGCAGAAGCUGCAGGUGCUCUUAAAUCCCUUUCUGCUCAGUGCAAAGAAGCAAGGCGUGAGAUAGCUAAUUCUAAUGGAAUACCUGUUUUGAUAAAUGCAACAAUAGCUCCCUCAAAAGAAUUCAUGCAAGGUGAGUGUGCCCAAGCAUUACAGGAGAAUGCUAUGUGUGCUCUAGCAAAUAUCUCUGGCGGCUUGGCAUAUGUCAUCUCUAGCCUUGGUGAAAGUCUUGAGUCAUGCACUUCACCUGCUCAGGUUGCUGAUACAUUGGGGGCAUUAGCUUCGGCUCUCAUGAUAUAUGAUAGCAAAGCAGAAUCUAUCAGAGCAUCAGACCCUUUUAUUGUUGAGCAGGUAUUAGUUAAGCAGUUUAAACCUCGGUUACCAUUUCUUGUGCAGGAACGUACCAUUGAAGCUUUAGCAAGCUUGUAUACAAAUGCCAUUCUCUCAAAGAGGCUAAUGAAUUCUGAUGCAAAGCGUCUCCUUGUUGGUUUGAUCACAAUGGCAACCAAUGAGGUUCAAGAUGAGCUGAUAAGAUCUCUUCUCUUACUUUGCAACAAUGAAGGCAGUCUAUGGCGUUCCCUUCAAGGUCGGGAGGGGGUUCAACUAUUAAUAUCCCUUCUUGGUCUUUCCUCGGAGCAACAACAAGAAUGUGCAGUUGCAUUGCUCUGUCUCCUAUCAAAUGAGAACGAUGAAAGUAAAUGGGCCAUAACUGCUGCUGGUGGCAUACCUCCACUUGUUCAAAUUCUAGAGACAGGGUCUGUUAAAGCCAAGGAAGAUUCUGCAACAAUCUUAGGAAACCUCUGCAACCACAGUGAAGAUAUACGGGCUUGUGUAGAAAGUGCUGAUGCUGUGCCUGCUUUAUUAUGGCUACUGAAAAAUGGAAGUGAGAAUGGGAAAGGGAUUGCAGCAAAGACAUUGAACCAUCUUAUCCAUAAAUCUGAUACGGGGACAAUCAGCCAACUAACUGCUUUGCUGACCAGUGAUCUACCUGAAUCUAAGGUUUAUGUUUUGGAUGCCCUGAAAAGUUUGCUUUUGGUGGCUCCCCUUAAGGAUAUAUUACAUGAAGGAAGUGCUGCAAAUGAUGCACUUGAAACAAUAAUUAAAAUCUUGAGUUCUACGAGAGAAGAAACACAAGCUAAAUCUGCAUCAGUUUUAGCUGGACUCUUUGAUUGCCGGAAGGACUUACGGGAAAGUAGUAUUGCUGUCAAGGCUCUCUGGUCGGCCAUGAAGCUUUUAAAUGUGGACUCUGAAAAGAUUUUAAUGGAAUCUUCAUGCUGCCUUGCUGCCAUUUUUCUUUCAGUUAAACAAAACCGGGACAUUGCUGCAGUUGCUAUAGAUGCAUUGGCCCCAUUAGUUGUUCUUGCUAAUUCUUCAGUUCUGGAAGUUGCUGAACAAGCAACAAGGGCAUUGGCUAAUCUUCUUUUGGAUAAGGAGGUCCCGGAGCAGGCAUUUCCUGAUGAAAUUAUUUUGCCUGCUACAAGAGUAUUGCGAGACGGCACAAUUGAUGGAAGAGCCCAUGCUGCAGCAGCAAUUGCCCGUCUCCUCCAAUGUCGCUCAAUUGAUUCUUCAAUAUCUGAUUGUGUAAAUCGUGCUGGGACAGUUCUUGCGCUAGUUUCUCUUCUGGAGUCUGCUAAUAUUGAAUCUGCUGCCACAUCAGAAGCACUUGAUGCACUUUCUUUGUUGUCAAGGUCAAAAGGACCUACCAUGCAUAUAAAACCUGCCUGGGCUGUACUAGCUGAAUAUCCAAAUACCAUAGCUUCAAUAGUUUCAUGCAUUGCAGAUGCAACACCCUUGUUGCAGGAUAAAGCUAUAGAAAUUUUAUCAAGGCUUUGCCGUGAUCAGCCUGUUGUCCUUGGGGAUACAAUUUCAAGUACUUUGGGCUGUAUUUCAUCAAUUGCAAGGAGGGUAGUUGGUUCUAAAAACAUGAAGGUGAAAGUUGGUGGAACUGCACUUCUUAUUUGUGCUGCGAAGGUGCACCACCAAAGAGUGGUUCAAGCUCUGAAUGAGUCAAACUCAUGUGCCUAUCUCAUUCAAUCUCUGGUUGAGAUGCUCAAUUCAGCACAAGCAUCUUCAUUGCCAGAUCAGGGGGAUAGUGAAAACAAUGAGGAAAUAAGCAUUUACAGGCAUGGAAAGGAACAAACUAAAAAUAAUGAAACUGAAAAUGGCACAUCACUUAUUUCUGGUGACAGCUUAGCUAUUUGGCUGCUUUCUGUUCUUGCAUGUCAUGAUGAUAGAAGUAAAACUGCCAUUAUGGAGGCUGGAGCAGUUGAAGUUCUUACAGACAAAAUAUCUCGGUGUUUGUCACAAGCCAUUCAGAGUGAUUUUAGAGAAGAUAGCAGCACAUGGGUUUGUGCUUUGCUGCUUGCAAUUCUGUUUCAAGACAGAGAUAUCAUACGGGCACACACAACUACGCGAUCCGUUCCUGUACUUGCAAACCUGUUGAAGUCAGAGGAAUCAGCUAAUAGAUAUUUUGCAGCACAAGCACUUGCUAGUCUUGUAUGUAAUGGUAGCAGAGGGACUCUUCUAGCUGUUGCAAAUUCUGGGGCAGCAGCUGGGCUUAUUUCUUUACUGGGAUGUGCCGAGGUUGAUAUAUGUGACCUUUUGGAAUUGUCAGAAGAGUUUGCUUUGGUGCCCAAUCCAGAGCAGAUUGCUCUUGAAAGGUUGUUUAGAGUUGAUGACAUUAGAAAUGGUGCUACUUCUCGAAAAGCAAUACCUUCACUUGUUGAUUUGCUGAAACCGAUUCCAGAUCGACCUGGUGCACCUUUUCUGGCUCUUGGGCUCUUGACACAACUUGCAAAAGACAGUCCCUCAAACAAGAUUGUAAUGGUUGAAUCAGGGGCUUUAGAGGCUCUGACUAAAUACCUUUCACUUGGUCCACAAGAUGCAACAGAGGAAGCUGCCACUGAGUUAUUAGGGAUUCUAUUUGACAGUGCUGAAAUACGGAAGCAUGAUUCUGUAUUUGGUGCUGUUAAUCAACUUGUAGCAGUUUUACGGCUUGGUGGAAGAGGGGCAAGAUACAGUGCUGCCAAAGCAUUGGAGAGCCUGUUUUCCUCGGACCAUAUCAGGAAUGCAGAAACUUCUCGACAAGCUAUUCAACCCCUUGUCGAGAUUCUUAGCACUGGCUUGGAAAGGGAGCAACAUGCUGCUAUUGGUGCAUUGGUUAGGUUAUUGUGUGAAAGUCCAUCGAGAGCCCUAGCUGUUGCAGAUGUUGAAAUGAAUGCGGUGGAUGUUCUUUGCAGGAUCCUUUCAUCAAAUUGUUCAAUGGAGCUGAAAGGAGAUGCUGCUGAAUUGUGUUGUGCCCUUUUCAGCAAUACAAGAAUUAGGUCUACAGUAGCUGCAGCUCGUUGUGUUGAGCCUCUGGUGUCUCUUCUUGUAACUGAGUUUGGUCCUGCUCAUCAUUCAGUGGUCCGUGCACUUGAUAGACUAUUGGAUGAUGAACAAUUGGCUGAACUAGUUGCUGCACAUGGUGCAGUCAUUCCUCUUGUUAGCCUUCUUUUUGGUAGGAAUUACACACUUCAUGAGGCUAUAUCAAAAGCUCUUGUGAAGUUAGGAAAAGACAGGCCAGCAUGUAAGAUGGAAAUGGUAAAAGCUGGAGCCAUUGAGAGCAUACUAGACAUUCUACAUGAAGCACCUGAUUUUCUCUGUGCUGUAUUUGCAGAAUUGCUUCGGAUACUGACUAAUAAUACAAACAUAGCAAAAGGCCCAUGUGCAGCUAAAGUGGUUGAACCCCUUUUCCUAUUGCUAUCAAGACCAGAAUUUGGUCCUGAUGGACAGCAUAGUGUUUUACAGGUUCUUGUUAAUAUUUUGGAGCAUCCUCAAUGCCGUGCAGACUAUAAUUUGACUCCUCACCAAGCUGUUGAGCCACUUAUCCCUUUAUUGGAUUCUCUAGCUCCAGCUGUGCAACAGCUGGCAGCUGAACUUCUAUCACAUUUGCUCUUGGAAGAACAUCUUCAGAAGGACAUGAUAACACAACAAGUUAUUGGGCCUCUAAUACGAGUCCUAGGUUCAGGUAUACCCAUUCUGCAGCAGAGAAGUAUAAAGGCACUUGUCAGUGUUGCAAUAAUUUGGCCAAAUGAGAUUGCAAAAGAGGGUGGUGUCAGUGAGUUAUCUAAAGUGAUACUACAAGCUGAUCCUCCAUUGCCUCAUGCCUUGUGGGAAUCUGCUGCUUCUGUUUUAGCCAGUAUUCUGCAGUUUAGUUCUGAGUUUUAUUUGGAGGUACCUGUUGCAGUGUUGGUAAGAUUGCUCCGUUCUGGCACAGAAACCACAAUAAUUGGUGCACUAAAUGCUUUGCUUGUGUUGGAAAGUGACGACUCUACCAGUGCUGAGGCAAUGGCUGAAAGUGGUGCUGUGGAGGCACUUUUGGAACUUCUCAGGUGCCAUCAGUGUGAGGAAACUGCAGCAAGACUGCUGGAAGUGUUGCUGAACAAUGUGAAGAUCAGAGAAACAAAAGCUGCUAAGUCUGCAAUUGCACCAUUGUCCCAGUACCUGUUGGAUCCACAAACUCAAGCUCAGCAAGCAAGACUACUAGCAACCUUGGCUCUUGGUGAUCUUUUUCAGAAUGAGGCUCUUGCUCGAACUACGGAUGCUGUUUCAGCUUGUCGAGCUCUGGUGAAUCUUCUUGAAGACCAACCCACAGAAGAAAUGAAAGUGGUAGCUAUAUGUGCCUUGCAAAACCUUGUAAUGUACAGUCGAUCAAACAAAAGAGCUGUUGCAGAAGCUGGUGGCGUUCAGGUUGUACUGGAUCUUAUUGGUUCAAGUGAUCCAGAUACAUCAGUUCAGGCAGCAAUGUUUAUCAAACUGCUCUUCUCUAACCAUACCAUUCAGGAGUAUGCUUCUAGUGAAACAGUGAGAGCUAUAACUGCUGCUAUUGAGAAGGAUUUAUGGGCCACUGGAAGUGUAAACGAGGAAUAUCUGAAAGCUCUAAAUGCACUCUUUAGCAAUUUCCCACGUUUGAGAGCUACUGAACCUGCCACACUUAGUAUUCCACAUUUGGUCACGUCACUCAAGACUGGCUCAGAGGCAACUCAGGAAGCUGCUUUGGAUUCACUUUUCCUUCUCAGACAAGCUUGGUCAGCAUGCCCAGCUGAAGUCUCCAAAGCUCAAUCAGUUGCUGCUGCAGAGGCAAUUCCUUUGCUGCAAUAUUUGAUCCAGUCUGGUCCACCCCGAUUUCAGGAGAAGGCAGAGCUUCUAUUGCAGUGCUUGCCAGGCACAUUAAUGGUAAUCAUUAAGCGCGGCAACAAUUUGAAGCAAUCAGUGGGAAAUCCCAGUGUCUACUGCAAACUCACACUUGGAAACACUCCACCUAGGCAAACCAAGGUUGUAUCAACUGGUCCUACUCCCGAAUGGGACGAGAGCUUUGCAUGGGCAUUUGAAAGCCCUCCUAAAGGCCAGAAGCUUCACAUCUCCUGCAAAAAUAAGAGCAAAUUUGGAAAGAGUUCAUUUGGUAAAGUAACAAUCCAAAUUGACCGGGUUGUGAUGUUGGGAGCAGUGGCUGGGGAGUACACUCUGCUGCCUGAGAGCAAAAGCGGGCCCUCACGGAAUCUUGAAAUUGAGUUCCAGUGGUCAAACAAAUAGCAAUCCAUAUUAGGGUAAACACGAUCAUUCUUAUUUGUUGUAAUUUUAACUGUAGGAAAAAAAGAGAGAUCAGAAAGAAACAAGGGUGUAUUUGAUUUUUAUUUAUAAUACCAGUGUAUAUAGUCUUCAGGGGAGAUUUGUCAUUAUAGUUUUCUCAGCGCAGUGGUAAAACAAUGGGUUUAUUGUCUCCUUAGGUACAGUUGUUUUCAUUUAUUCUUUUGUAUUUUAUCUUCUUUCUUAUUUCUCGGGAUUAAAUUUGGUGAGGAGCAAAUGUAGUUUCCUUAUUUUGUAAUUUGUUAUUGAUUGUGAGUGUGUUCAUAAAUUUUGCGGAGGAUAUCAUGGGGAUGGCCUUUCUUUUCUUCUCAUCUCUAUUGUAACUUCUUUGUCAAUUGGAUGUUGAAUUACGCAAAAUAAGUGAAUGGAUUUC